This is a messenger RNA of Zootoca vivipara (common lizard), 1353 nucleotides long. The record is from RefSeq and is a predicted model, not a curated record. Lineage: Eukaryota; Metazoa; Chordata; Lepidosauria; Squamata; Lacertidae.
AUGGACGCAAGGGGUCAGGCGGAUAACAUUACAUUCUUCAACGGGGUCUUUGCAAACGUGGAAGGUGUUGCACUGUUUUUUGACUGUUUGGGUUCUCAGUUCACCUGGCUCCAGUCCAUCUUUACCAGCUUCCCUGCACUGCUCAACUUUGUGAGCAAAAUGAGGUGUGUGACCGGCAUUUGCCCGAGAGAUUUCGAAGACUACGGCUGCACCUGCCGAUUUGAAAUGGAGGGUCUCCCCGCAGAUGAAUUUGAUGGCUGCUGUUUUGAGCACCGCAAGUGUUACGAAGAAGCAACAGAAGAGGAAUGUGUGUGGGAUCCUGCGAAGAUUUCGACGGAUGUCAGUUGCCUCACCAAAAACAUCACCUGCGAGUCUGACGAUGCCUGUGAACGCCUUCUCUGCAACUGUGACAAGGCAGCUAUUGAAUGCUUUCUGCAUUCCCACAUUAACUCUUCCUUGAACAGCAUGGAUGUUUCACUUUGUCCCUCUCUGGUUACAGAAACAGUCAGCGAGAGAAGUCAGACAACGCUUCAUGCUGCAGAGUUUCAGAACCAGAGGGCUGAAGAUACUCAACUGACAGAUACAUCUGUUGCAGAGGUUAUCCUACAGACCACAGAUGGGAUGGUUGUACAGGGUUCUGGAGCAGACCACAUUUCUCCUGAGUCCAGUGGCCUCUUGCUGAGAAACCCAGAAGAAGGUGUUAAUCCAGACAUGGAGAGCGGCGGAGGCCUCGAAACCCUCAGAGAUGGAGUUUGUGACCGGUUUACGUUCCUGCAAUUGAGAGACAACGGAAGAGUCAAGCAAGUGCUCCCACAGUUGGGGGAGAUGCUGUAUUGCUUAACCGACCGAUGCCCAGAAGACUUUGAGUUAUACGGAUGUUACUGUGGGCAGGAAGGAAGAGGACACCCAACAGACGAACUGGACAGGUGCUGCUUCUCUCAUCACUGCUGCCUGGAGCAAGUCAAGAAACUUGGAUGCCGUCCAGAAAGAAAUUCGCGAUCUGAGGUUGUGUGCUUUGAUCGCACGCCAAAGUGUAUCGGAUGGACGAUGUGUGAAAAGCUUCAGUGUUCCUGCGACAAGGCGGCAGCCGAGUGCAUGGCGGCCGCCUCUUUCAACGAAAGCAUGGGGUCUCCAAACAGACAAGCCUGUCCGGAGCCAGACGUUAAAUUGUUCUGCCGCAGGGGAGGGCCUGAAAGGCCCUUGAGCGGCGCUGGGACCAGCUCCAGAGCUUCCAGUGAGGAAGAGAGGAGCAGCGAGGAGGCCGAUCCGGCAAAGAGCCCUUUGGGAAGAAGGAAGAGGUCAGCACGCCUUGCCCGGGGAAUCUCCAGAGCUGUACGGCUGCAAAGAAGAUAA